AUCCUUUCUCAUAACUCACAUUAUUACCCUUCUCCCACAUCUUCAAAAACCCCUCUUCCCUCUCUUCAUCUCUUAACCUCCGUUCACUUUUCCUAAACCCUAGCGCUCUCUCUCUCAUUCGCUCCGCAACAUUUCUCUUAUAAUAUUAUCUCAUAUUGUGUUUAACCUCCAAUGGCGGAAGCUACUGAUGAUUCCAACGAUAUCGAGAAACUGUACGAGUUCGGCGAACGGCUCAACGAGGCCAAAGACAAGUCUCAACAUAGGCAGGAAUAUGAGGGCAUUAUUGCGGCAGCAAAUGGCAGUGGAAAGGCCAAGCAGUUAGCUGCGCAGCUUAUUCCGAAGUUCUUCAAGUUUUUUCCUCAGUUAGCGGAGCAAGCUAUUGAGCAGCAAUGGUAUUUGUGCGAAGACGAAGAGCUUGGGGUCCGUGUACAAGCGAUCCGUGGACUUCCGCUUUUCUGCAAAGAUACACCUGAGCAUUUGUCUAAAAUUUUGGACAUUCUUGGCCCGCUCCUCGUGGCAGGUGAAAAUGUAGAGCGUGAUGCUGUACACAAGGCUCUUAUGACCUUGUUACGUCAGGAUGUGAAGACCUCUUUAACUGCUCUGUUUAAGCAUAUUGGAAGCAUCGAGGAUCGGAGUGCUGAGGAUCUUAGCACUUGGGAAAGCAUUCGUGAAAAAACUCUGUUAUUUCUUAGAGAUAAGGUGUUCCCUCUUAAGAUGGAGCUCCUAAAGCCAGAGGAGGUGCAGAAGCAUAUAACUACUUUGGUAAAGCAGAAUUUGCAAGAUGUAACGGCUGCUGAAUUUAAAAUGUUCAUGGACUUUUUGAAAAGCUUGAGCUUAUUUGGCCGUGAUGCUCCUGCAGAGCGUAUUCAGGAGCUUGUUGAGAUUAUUGAAGGUCAGGCUGAUCUUGAUGCUCAAUUUAAUGUGUCGGAUGCUGAUCAUAUCGAGAGGUACAUAUUAUGCCUUUCAAUGGCACUUCCCUUUUUCAAGAGGGGUGCAUCGGCCAUUAAGUUUCUCAACUAUCUGAACAAGCAAAUCGUGCCUGUUUUUGACAAGCUUCCAGAAGAACGGAGAUUGGACUUGCUAAAGAACCUUUCUGAAUGCUCACUUUAUGCAACAACUCAGGAUUCUCGACAGCUGCUUCCAUCAUUAGUUCAGCUCUUAAAGAAAUACAUGGUUCGAAGAAAGAUUGAAGAAAUUAACUACACGUGUAUUGAGUGUUUGUUGUAUACCUUUCACCAUUUAGCUCACAAGGCUCCAAACGCCACAAACAGUCUCUGUGGCUACAAGAUUGUCACUGGACAACCAUCAGAUAGACUGGGGGAGGAUUUCUCGGAGCAAUAUAAGGACUUUACUGAGAGGUUGAGCACGGUUGAGGAUUUGGCUAGGGCUAUGAUCAAGAAAUUAACCCAAGGAAUGUCAGAUCAAAACAAAGCAAUGGCUGCUGCUAAAACAGAAGAUGAAAAGGAUGCAAUUAAGACGCAGAAGCAGAAUGCUACCUUUACGCUUCGGGCUUGUAACAAUAUAUUAGCAAUGACCCAGCCAUUGCAUACAAAAACACCAACUUUUAUUGGAGAUCAAAAAGUAAAUUUAUCAUGGAAAGAAGUCGCGAAGCCAUCGGGUCCUUCAACUGCUGCUGUUGCAGGUCAGAAGCGACCAGCUGCUACUACAAAUGUGUCGAGCAAUAAUGCAACAAAAAAGGGUCGUGGAGCCGGUGGUAUGCAGCACCAGCUGGUUAACAAGGCAUUUGCAGGUAUAUAUGAUGCUGGAAGAAGCAGUGGAAGAGGAGGUAGGAGUUGGCGUGUUCGUGGAAGAAGAGGGUCUUACCGCUAACGUGCACGCUCCACUGUAACAUUAAUUACUUUCAGAACGAUCAGGUGAUCUUUUCCCUCGGUAGGAUUUGGAUAUAUCUUAUAGAGACCCAGAUGAGUUGUUUAGGCAUCCAAGGAGAAGGCAGGUUUAUUGACAGAGGUUCUGAUUCUGUAGAUUGCUUACUGAUAGUACUUUAUUUUCUUUAUGUAACUUAAGUUUGUACUACGAACCUAUUUAGUUGUUGCUAUGAAAUUAUGGAAUUUCUUAUAUU
Molecule: messenger RNA, 2080 nt
Organism: Nicotiana attenuata
Lineage: Eukaryota; Viridiplantae; Streptophyta; Magnoliopsida; Solanales; Solanaceae
Product: apoptosis inhibitor 5-like protein API5
Exons: 16
Coding region: 172-1830 (552 amino acids)
Biological process (GO): regulation of programmed cell death
Cellular component (GO): nucleus
Molecular function (GO): mRNA binding
Source: RefSeq, a predicted model, not a curated record